Nicrophorus vespilloides is the source of this 2432-nucleotide messenger RNA. It is a transcript of the gene hb, whose product is annotated as protein hunchback. The record is from RefSeq and is a predicted model, not a curated record. The coding region runs from base 534 to 2186 and encodes 550 amino acids. The transcript has 5 exons. NCBI's taxonomy places the organism in Eukaryota, Metazoa, Arthropoda, Insecta, Coleoptera, Silphidae.
AAUGUACGACAUUUCUUAUUGUAAAGAUGUUUUACCGAAUCUGUGUCUGUCAUCUGCGAAUUAAAGAGUGUUUCGCACCAUCGGAUCCUAUGACCAUCGGAUCCAGUUAUCUGUGUUUCAGAUGCAAGUGAUGGCAUACGUCGUCACGUUAUUAUUUUUUUUUUCGAAACCCGAACACGAAGAGCAAACAAUACUGAGAUUACAUUAGAAACAAGAAAGUGCCGAUAAUAAUAAUCGACCGAUGGUAAUAAGUUUCCUAAUGGCUCUGAAAUUGGGAAAUUUUAUAAUUGUCGGUGCACUUUUUUUGUGGUCGAGAUGAUAUUGGCGAGUGCAGCACAAAGUGAGGCCCACGAUUGGUCCGCGUCGGAGUGGUGGGGGGCGGUCUAUAAUUGAAGCUCGCCGUGAAAAGGACCGGACACUUCUUAAGCUCUGCAGUCGAACCAACUCAUAGCUAAGUGCUUUGUUUUGUGGAUACUAGAAUAUUGGAUUAUUUAACACAAAUUUAAUUGAUUUUAUUGCUUUGAUACAAGACGAUGAGAGGUGGUGGUAUGGACGUGUCUUCUUCAUAUGUUCAAGGAAGUCAUCCGUACCCAAUGAUAGCAUCUGCUGGAUAUAGCAACGCGCAUAUGAUGAUGCCAAAUUCUCCGUCGCAAGCCUGGCAACCACAUCUUAUACCGAAACAAGAACCUAUGGACGAAGACCGUAACGAUUCUGGAUUUAAUUCGUCCCCAGGAAGCGAUCGAAGCCAAGAACAGGUUCACCCGCCUUUCUACUCUCAGAUGCCUAAAUACGCCUACAACAUGAGCUUCCCUAUAUCUUCAUCGCCAAAUCCCGAGCAUCAAAAUAUGUUACAAAAUGCUCCCAACAUGGUGAUGACACCGCAGCCCAGUCCAACUUCGUCGUCUUCAUCAGGAGAACCGAAGACUCCGAACUCCGCGGAAGAACCCAAUCAGGAUCAUUUGAGUAAAUUGGAACGUGCUAUGGAGAAGAACAAUUUCAUGUCUCCGAAGAGCCUCAAUAUGACAGAAAAUGAACCUGUCGAUGACCUGGAGGAAGAUAUCAAAACACCGAAAAUGAAUUCCCACGGAAAGGUCAAGAAAUACAAAUGCAAGCAAUGCGAUUUCGUUGCUACCACAAAGUUGAGCUUCUGGACGCACAGUGGCGAGCACAUUAAAAGUGAUAGACGCCUCGAGUGCACCAAGUGUCCAUUCGUUACCGAAUACAAACAUCACCUGGAGUAUCACAUGAGGAACCAUACCGGAUCGAAGCCUUUCAAGUGCAACGAAUGCGACUAUUCAUGUGUCAACAAAUCAAUGCUGAACUCGCACAAGAAGUCGCAUUCGAAUGUGUACCAAUACAGAUGCGCCGAUUGUAAUUACGUAUCCAAAUACUGUCAUUCUCUCAAGCUGCAUCUGAGAAAGUAUCUUCAUCAACCCGCUAUGGUGCUGAACGCUGACGGAACACCAAAUCCUCUUCCGAUAAUCGAUGUUUACGGAACGCGUCGUGGUCCGAAGCAAAAGACAUCAAUGAUGCCGACUAUGAUGGAGCCGCAAUUACAACAUCAAAUAAAUAAUAAUAAUCAGCAAGUCAGUCCACAACAACAGAAUCUACCAAGUACGCCCAUAAUGAACGGAUUCGGCCAGCAAAUUAUUCCAUUCCCAUACCCAUUCAUUCCUCCGACAUUCAACAAUUUGUUCACGAAGCUACCUCCGCAAAUGGCUGAACAGUCAUCAGUGGAUGAUGUGGACGAGGAGGAUAUUAAAGAGGAUGAUGAAAAGAUGGAAGAACAGCAGCAAAUCAAAUCGAAUCCGUUAAAAAUAUUGGACUUGAGCAAACAAAUUUCUACAACGAAGAACCGCAGGAAAGGUAAAGCUUUCAAGCUGGACCGCGCGGCUCUUCAGCAUUACAACGGACAGAGCGAUAGCGAGGAAGUCCCGGAACCAGUUGCUCCUGCAGUGGUGGUACCCAAUCCACCCAAGGAAGUUGAAAGAGUGCAACCGCAGCCACAACCGGAGGAAGACCUCAGAUGCAAAUUCUGCCUGAUGUCCUUCGGUGAUGCCGUCCUUCACACCAUGCACAUGGGAUAUCACGGAUUCAAGGAUCCGUUCACCUGUAACAUGUGCGGAGACCAAUGCAACGACAGGUUAUCAUUCAACAACCACAUUGCCAGGAAGCAGCACGCGUAAGAAGACGUCUCUGUCCAAACAGAAGCAUUUCCUUACGAUUACUCGUUUUCGUUCCGGAUUCCCUCACGAAAUAUUCGCCCAUCCGCAUUUCUGUUCGAAUAUCUCGCGCGAAUAUCCGCAGCGGCAAGUUAAUUAUGUAAGUAUUCAUACAGAAAGCUAGUCAAAGAACAGAAAUGAUAGUAGUGCAAUUAUUUUAUAAAAAAAAAAAGAAAUUGUUUGUUUGUAAAAGAAACAUAUUUAUUUAUU